UUUAGCGACUGCACCGCUGGGUCGUGCUGGCGUGAAACGCAAUUUAUGACUUUGGAGCAACCACACAAAACUGUGCCCGGUGUUCGGGCUAUGGCUAGCACGACGCGUGAACUUUCGUUAUCGAAGAAGCGCGGCAAGUGUGAAGUAGUUGCUGUUCUGUAUUGUUAGGGGUUCGCGAAGACAGCACUGCGAUUGUGGGUAACGGAACAAAGCGAGCGCCACUCGUAGGGUGAUAAGAACUACCUCCUUUAUUUCAACUGUACCAGAGAGUGCCACAGCAGCCUGCGGAAUUGUAGCAGCUAGUAAUCAUACGCAAGUUAGGGCUAACUUAGUUUGUAUACGUCCUGCGCUUCCACGAACACUUACACGAGCAACAAUUUCUUGCCAGCAAGAUGGGCACUUCACUUUGAGAGGAGCAUAAAAGAAGGGUAGCGAUAUCAGCCGAUAAGUGUACAUUCUUGUUUUUCUUUGUUUUUUUGGUAAGUGAGGGUUAGUUCCGGUAGGACAUUCGGCGGAAAGAUAGCAUGCAAGGUCUAUUGGGGCACCUCUGCUACGUUCAAAAUUUUGCACAGUCGCUUCAAGCUAGUGGCAAAUUCAAACACCUCGUUUUCCCCAGCUGUGCGGUAUCAUUUUAAUCGAAAUCAUGAAGCGACAAAAGUUUUAUUAGUUUCUGUUCUUUCUUGGCAUUGAGUGCGCAUGCGCGGUCAUUCAACAUUGCGCAUCCGUGAAUACACGCCAGUUCCACGGCAUCGAAACAUCAGACAUGGCUGAUGAAAGAAGCUACGAAUACACGCCUCCUGAGUUUAUUAUGACGCACGAGGCAACUGCAAGUACAAGCUCCGGUGGUACCACAGGCGCUUCAUCUUCUUUGGGCGCCUACACAACCAUUCCUGAUGACGUGUGGAAGUACCAGUGGAACACACAGCCCACGCUGAUAACCGAGGGCACUUACAACGUCGGCGACGUCCCUGACAAUGGUAUCACAAGUUACCAGCAACUGGGGUGCGUCAGCAGCAUCGAUCACGCAAGGCCCAGCACAAGCCGAGCUGGCAUGGAGGAAGCAUCAGGCAAUUUUGAAGGCGGUGCCACGAUUUCCGAGAGCACCAUGGUUCUCCAAGAGAAGACGCACUACCAACUGCCUGAAAGCAUGUCCACCGUCUUCGGGCAUACAGACAUGACAGAAACCGAAAGCACAGGUCUCACACUUCCGGUUUACAGCAGCAGCAGCAGCGGCGAUUACAAAGUGGCCAGUACGAGCCGGACUGGUACAGAGGAAGCAUCGGACAGUUCGGGAAACGACGCUAGGUGUCUUCUGCUCCUCCUGGAAGCACAGAGUCGAAGGCGAAUACCAAUGCCUGAUCCUGGGAUUUCUGAGCAAUGCAUCAGUCAUGCGUGGAUGGCGUUGCCCAGCCGGACCGGUGCCACUGACGUCAAUGGUAUGUUCGGCAUGGCCUUUAGCCAUCGAUACCGCCCACAAGAUGCUUACCAACCCACAGAGGAGGCAGCAUUUCAAUCGAUCAUGACGGCGGUGCCUUUAUUGGUCCUGCGGAGACCUUACUAG
Molecule: messenger RNA, 1561 nt
Organism: Dermacentor andersoni
Lineage: Eukaryota; Metazoa; Arthropoda; Arachnida; Ixodida; Ixodidae
Source: RefSeq, a predicted model, not a curated record